ACCCCAUUUUGCUGCCCUUGACCCUUUGUUGGUACCCCCGACCCCCCCAUUUUGUGCCCCACCCUCUCUCCCCUGCCCCCCGCAUUGCCCUGACACGCUGCGGACAGCGCCUCAUUUGCAUAAAUUACCAUAUCGCCCCCGUUCCGCCCCCCACCCUCGCUGUUUCCGCCUCCUCCCCCCGCCCACCUCCCGCGCGCUGACGUCACGGGGCGGUGGCGCGCGCUGCUGAUUACCAUCUCAUUAGCAUAUGACGCGGGAAGGCGGAAGCGGCGGCGGCAUGGGGCGGUGCGGGGCCGCCCUGCGGCUCGCCCUGGAGGGGAACAUCGCCGUGGGCAAAUCCACCUUCCUGAGGCUGCUGGCCGCCGCCUUCCCGCGCUGGCACCUGGUGACGGAGCCGGUGGCGCAGUGGCGCCGGGUGCCGGGGGCCGCUGGCACUGCCCAGGUGUUGGGGGGCAGUGCCAACCUGCUGCAGCUGAUGUACCAGGAGCCCGCCCGCUGGUCCUUCACCUUCCAGAGCUUCUCGUGCCUGAGCCGCCUCAAGGCCGUGCUGGAGCCCCCCGAGGACAGCGGGGGGACCCCCGGCACCGCGCCCCCCGUGAGGGUCUUUGAGCGCUCGCUGUUCAGCGACAGGUACGUCUUUGCCAAGACCCUGCUGGAGGCCGGGCACCUGCAGCCCCUGGAGUGGGCGAUCUACCAGGACUGGCACGAGCUGCUGCUGCGGCACCUGGCACCCCACGCCGCGCCCCACGGCUUCCUGUACCUGCGUGCCAGCCCCCAGACAUGCCUGGAGCGGCUGCGGCGGCGGGCGAGGAGCGAGGAGGGCGGGGUCCAGCUGGGCUACCUGGAGCAGCUCCAUGGCCAGCACGAGCUGUGGCUGGUGGCCAAGGCCACCGAGAUCCACUGUGAGGCAGCGCGGCGCGCGCCCGUCCUGGUGCUGGACGUGGAGCAGGACUUUGAGCACGACCUGGCCAGGCAGGGCCUGCUCAUGGCACAGGUGGAGGCCUUUGUGACAUCCCUGGGUGCCCACUCUGUGCCAUCCCAUCCUGAACCCCUGAGCUCCGGGCAAGGGGCAGCGUCUGCCUGAAGACCCCGAGGACAGGGGACAGGGUCCCAAGGAGAGGAGACACAGUCCCGGGGACAGGGGACACGGUCCUGGGGACAGGGGACACAAUCCUCAGGACAAAGGACAGGGUCCCAAGGAGAGGGGACAUGGUCCAGAGGACAGGAGACACUACCCCGAGGACAAAGGACACGGUGCUGGGACAGGGGACACGAUCCUGAGGACAAGGGACACGAUCCUGGGGACAGGGGACACGGUCCUGAGGACAAGGGACACAAUCCCAAGGACCUGGGACACGUCCUGGUCCCCAGUGUCCCCACAGCCCCUCUGUCCUGGCCAGAGCUGGAUCCUCAGAGCCGUGUGGGGUUUUGGGGUCAGGAUUCCCCCAGUCCUUGCUGUGACCCCCUGCCCCUCUUUGGGGUGGGUUUCCCAUGGAAAAUCCCGGUGUUCUACCCGACCCCCAUCAUUUGUUAUUUUGUAUUUAAUUGUUUCCCUUAAAUUGAGAUCAAAUCGUU
Messenger RNA from Agelaius phoeniceus (red-winged blackbird), 1575 nucleotides. It is a transcript of the gene DGUOK, whose product is annotated as deoxyguanosine kinase. The record is from RefSeq and is a predicted model, not a curated record. Lineage: Eukaryota; Metazoa; Chordata; Aves; Passeriformes; Icteridae. Gene Ontology annotation, molecular function: deoxyguanosine kinase activity; ATP binding. Gene Ontology annotation, cellular component: mitochondrion; cytoplasm. Gene Ontology annotation, biological process: nucleobase-containing compound metabolic process.